Messenger RNA from Ustilago hordei, 1200 nucleotides. RefSeq lists its product as uncharacterized. Lineage: Eukaryota; Fungi; Basidiomycota; Ustilaginomycetes; Ustilaginales; Ustilaginaceae. The record is from RefSeq and is a predicted model, not a curated record. The transcript has a single exon. Gene Ontology annotation, biological process: adenosine catabolic process; inosine biosynthetic process. Bases 1 to 1200 code for a protein of 399 amino acids. Gene Ontology annotation, molecular function: adenosine deaminase activity.
AUGCCGAAGCCGACACACCCCGACUCACUUUCAACGGCUGAUCAUAGGCAGACAAGGAAGACCGAAGUAGGAGUACCGUCUCCGAUGAGCACAAGGCAACGCUUCGUCCAGCAGCUGCCCAAAAUCGAGCUCCAUGCUCACCUAAACAGCUCGAUUCGUCGCUCGACCCUCCGCGAGCUGGCUGCUACCAAAGGUGUUGACCCGAACAACGCCUUCAUCCUGUCAAGAUGGCCAAAGACGCUCAGCGAAGCAUUUGAUGUCUUUCGUGUCAUACACUCGUGCGUCACCACUCUGCAAGAUGUCGAGAGACUAGCAUUCGAACUUGGUCAAGAUCUGGAGGAGGAUGGUGUGGUGUAUGCUGACAUUCGCACUACUCCACGGGCAAUGUCUCUGGCGUCUGGGACUGCUACAGAGGUAGACCCUCUCGACCAAUACAUCAAGGCGGUGCUCAGGGGCUUCUCACGCUACACUGCCCAGGAUCCGGGCCCUAAUGCAAGAAAGGUCAUCUUCAGACUCUUACUCUCGAUCGACCGCGCAAAGCACUCUCCCACUCAAGCUCGUACAAUAGUCGACCUCGCUCAUCGCUACCUCAACAGAGGCGUAGUCGGUAUCGACCUUUCAGGCGACCCUACAAAAGGCCAAUGGUCCGACUUUGAACCAUCUCUCAUCCAUGCUCGACCAUUAGGUCUCAGAAUCACCUUGCAUGCAGGAGAAGUCAAAGACCGAGACCAAGAGAUGACGUACAUGCUUGACUUUCAUCCAGAUAGGUUCGGUCAUUGCUGCUUUGUUUCGGACGACAACCUAAAGAGACUGAAAGAGUCAAAGAUUCCGAUAGAGCUGUGUUUGACAAGCAACUUGCUUUCCAACUCGGUGGCCGAGUUGAAGGAUCAUCAUUUUGGUUUGCACUACAAGCCUUCGAGUGGAGGAGGGGGAGAUUCGACGAUCUGCUGUAUCUCGACCGACGAUAGCGGGGUGUUUGGCAGUCCCUUGUCGAAGGAGUACAAAUUGAUGAUGCAAACCUUUGGGUUGACGGAGAUGGAGGUGUUCAACUUAGCUAAACGGACACUUGAGGCUACCUUCCUAGCCCCGGCGGCGACAUCCGAAACGAAAGAGAGGAAAGGAUUGGAUCAGGAUCAGGAAGAAUGGAACAGCAUAUUAGCUGCGUAUGAUGACUUUUACGCCUCUUGGAAUUGGAACUAG